AUGUGGGCGCAGAGAUUCAAACCCCCAGUCUCCCGUCUUCACACUCUCCGCCAUUCUGUCGUGAUCUCUGCACGCGUCCGAUUCUAUAGUGUAGUUACGAAUGUUCCCACACCCCAGAAGACCAAGGUCUGGGACUCGGUGGAGGAUGCUGUGAAAGAUGUCAAGAGCGGGGACGUUGUCCUCUGCGGAGGGUUUGGUCUUUGCGGUAUCCCAGAAACACUGAUCGAGGCCUUGGCGCGCCGCCAGGAUGUCAAGAAUAUCACUGCCGUCUCCAACAAUGCCGGCGCAAAGGAUCUUGGUCUUGUGAGGCUGGUCCAAUCGGGUCAGCUGGAGAAGCUGAUGAUCUCGUAUCUUGGAGGCAACAAGUUUCUGGAGUCGAAGUAUCUGAAUGGAGAAGUCGGUAUCGAACUCGUCCCCCAAGGCACCCUUGUCGCGCGGCUGAAGGCGUAUGCCUCGGGAUACCCUGCAAUCCUUACACCAACGGGAGCGUCAACCGCUGUUGAAAGCGGUGACAUUCCCAUUCAGUACAACGCGGGAGGCAUGAAGAAUGGUGUGAAAGUGCCUGGUAAUAAGAAACAGACCAUGGUAUUCGACGGACGGAAAUACGUUGUCGAACCUGCACUGGUUGGCGACGUUGCUUUUGUGCAUGCAUGGAAGGCAGACGAAGUGGGUAAUCUGGUAUUCAGGUAUACUGCUAACAACUACAACGCAGUUAUGGCCCGGAAUGCGAAACUUACCAUCGUCGAGGCUAGUAUUCAAACUACUCUUGCUGAGGAGAUUGUGCCGGUAGGCAGUUUGUCGCCCAACGCCAUUCAUAUUCCUGGCAUCUACGUCGAUCGAAUAGUUCGCGCCACUCAGCCCAAAGCCAUUGAGGUUCUAGCACUUGCUCAAAGCAAGGAAGCACAGGUUUCGAAACCAUCGUCUGGUGAAAGUUCUCAAAAGGCUUCUAAUGACUGGCGACACCGUAUCGCGAAACGUGCGGCGAAGGAGAUUGGUGAUGGCUUCUACGUCAACCUCGGUGUUGGAAUCCCAACGCUUGUACCUGAGCAUUUGGACCCUGGUAUGACUGUUUGGAUCGAGAGUGAGAACGGUAUCCUCGGUAUGGGUCCCUAUCCGACAGAGGAACAAGUGGACGCGGACAUUAUCAAUGCUGGCAAGGAGACCACUACACUGGUUCCCGGAGCAUCAUGUUUUGACUCCAUUGAAUCAUUUGAUAUGAUCCGCGGAGGCCAUAUGGAUGUAACAUGUCUUGGGGCUAUGCAAGUUUCGCAAGCGGGCGAUGUCGCAAAUUUCAUGAUUCCUGGCAAGCUCGUCAAAGGCAAGUAUCCUAUCUGUAUCGGUGGUGCCAUGGACCUUGUGUCAAACCCGGACAAGACGAAAGUCAUUGUUACCAUGCAGCACUGUUCGAAGGAUGGCACACCGAAAAUUGUCCAGGAAUGCACGCUGCCCAUCACCGGCGCGAGAGCGGUCAGCAUGAUUGUCACGGACUUAGCCGUGUUCAACGUGGACCGCAAGGCUGGCCAGCUGGAGCUGAUUGACUUGGCAGAGGGCGUGACGCUGGAGGAGGUGAAGGCGAAAACAGCUUGCGACUUCAAAGUCUCGAGUAACCUUGGCCAGAUGUAG
Molecule: messenger RNA, 1623 nt
Organism: Fibroporia radiculosa
Lineage: Eukaryota; Fungi; Basidiomycota; Agaricomycetes; Polyporales; Fibroporiaceae
Exons: 12
Coding region: 1-1623 (540 amino acids)
Biological process (GO): ketone body catabolic process
Molecular function (GO): succinyl-CoA:3-oxo-acid CoA-transferase activity
Source: RefSeq, a predicted model, not a curated record